Thamnophis elegans (Western terrestrial garter snake) is the source of this 4788-nucleotide messenger RNA. RefSeq names its product BTB domain containing 2 (gene BTBD2). Gene Ontology annotation, molecular function: protein binding. The transcript has 9 exons. The coding region runs from base 16 to 1737 and encodes 573 amino acids. Lineage: Eukaryota; Metazoa; Chordata; Lepidosauria; Squamata; Natricidae. The record is from RefSeq and is a predicted model, not a curated record. Gene Ontology annotation, biological process: neurogenesis. Gene Ontology annotation, cellular component: P-body; cytosol.
CCGCCUCCGCGCAAAAUGGCGGCCGGAGCCGGGCCCCUCGGAAGCGGCGGGGGCUGCGGCAGCCUCUCCUCCAACGCACCGCCGCCGUCGCCCCCUCAGGCCGGCAACGGGCCGCCCCCGCCGCUCCCCGCUUCGCCUGCGGCCGCGCCGCCGCCACCGCCGCCGCCCUCGUCCUCCUGCUCCAACAGUAGCGACGGGCCUCUGCUGCUGCUCCCGCCGCCUCAGGCAGCGCUGCCGUCCCCGCCUCUCUCCGUUGCUUCGCCUCAGGCCUCCUCCUCCACCUCCGGGCCUACGCAUAACCACGGAGCGGGAGAAAGGGGCAGCAACCCGCUGCCGGUGGCGGCCAGCGGGGCUGCGGCGGCGGCCGCUGCUUCGCUUUCGGGCCCGGCCUCCUCUUCGCCUUCGCCGCCACCACUCGGGCGGCGGGAGACGGCCUACAACUGGCAGGCGACGAAGCCGACGGUGCAGGAGCGCUUCGCCUUUCUCUUCAACAACGAGGUGCUCAGCGACGUCCACUUCUUGGUGGGCAAAGGCCGCGCCGGCGCCCAGCGCAUCCCCGCCCACAGGUUUGUGCUGGCUGUGGGCAGCGCGGUCUUUGAUGCCAUGUUCAAUGGCGGGAUGGCUACAACCUCCACGGAGAUAGAAUUACCUGAUGUAGAGCCUGCUGCUUUCUUAGCUUUGCUGAAAUUUCUUUAUUCAGAUGAAGUUCAUAUUGGGCCAGAGACUGUGAUGACGACUCUUUACACUGCAAAAAAAUAUGCAGUCCCUGCCCUUGAGGCUCACUGUGUGGAGUUUCUGAAGAAAAACCUCAGAGCAGAUAAUGCAUUCAUGCUUUUAACCCAGGCAAGACUCUUCGAUGAACCCCAGUUGGCCAGCCUUUGCCUGGAAAACAUAGAUAAAAACACCUCAGAUGCCAUCAAUGCAGAAGGCUUCACUGAUAUUGACCUGGACACCUUGGUCGCAGUGUUGGAGCGAGACAGCCUGGGCAUCCGGGAGGUGCGCCUCUUCAACGCAGUGGUCAGGUGGUCAGAGGCUGAAUGCCAGCGGCAACAGUGGCAGCUGAUACCAGAAAACAAGCGGAAAGCUUUGGGCAAAGCUCUUUCCCUCAUUCGCUUCCCCUUGAUGACAAUCGAGGAAUUUGCUGCAGGGCCAGCUCAGUCGGGGAUCCUCACUGACCGUGAGGUGGUUAGCCUGUUCCUUCAUUUCACUGUCAACCCCAAGCCACGGGUAGAAUUCAUCGACCGCCCUCGUUGCUGCCUGAGAGGGAAAGAGUGCAGCAUCAACCGUUUUCAGCAGGUGGAAAGCCGCUGGGGAUACAGUGGGACCAGUGACCGGAUCAGGUUCUCUGUCAACAAGCGGAUAUUUAUAGUUGGAUUUGGGUUGUAUGGCUCGAUCCAUGGCCCCACAGAUUACCAAGUAAAUAUACAGAUAAUUCACACAGACAGCAACACCGUCCUGGGCCAGAACGACACUGGAUUUAGCUGUGACGGAUCCUCCAAUACUUUCCGGGUGAUGUUUAAGGAGCCUGUGGAGAUCCUGCCUACUGUCAGCUACACAGCUUGUGCCACGCUGAAGGGACCCGACUCUCAUUAUGGAACCAGAGGAUUGCGGAAGGUGGUCCACGAGUCACCAACCACGGGGACAAAGACCUCUUUUACUUUCUGCUAUGCCGCCGGCAACAACAACGGCACCUCGGUGGAAGAUGGACAGAUCCCAGAGAUCAUCUUCUACACAUAGCAGGCACUGCUGGGGAUUCGCCAUCCGACGGGCUCGGCACUCCCUUCCCACCCCCUUCACCACCUGAGACCGCCAGCUUGUUCUGCCCCAGUGAUAGGAUGGCCUCCCGUCGGCAGACUCGGAUUGGGCAAGCACUCCCAGAUUGCACGCGCUGUACAUCCAGAUGCAUGUCGGCCUUGCUGGACUGAGGCUGGCAAUCUUUCCCGUUUGUGUUGGCAAUCUGGCUGGGUGAUUUCCUUGCACUGAAUGUAGCUGCUUUUACAUCUAGUUGUUCUCGUGGAGGAAAGCUUAUUCUCAUGAGAAGAGUCCCCCCGCCACCAAAGAGAUUCCCCCUCCCCACAUUUCAGGCAGGCAGGAGACUAGGCAUGGCAUGAGUGGUGAAGGCAUCUUAGAUGGUUGCUUUAUCAGUGGAGUGGUAGGGCUUUAUUCCCAUUGCCCUUGUCCCCUCCCAGUUGUCUAGCAGGACAGAUGACUUGUUCUCUUUGGGGUAAUUGUGUUCACAGCCUGAAGGUGGGGUGGGUGGGUGAGCCUUUUGCAUGACAAGCAGCAUUUCGAGACAAUCCUUGACCCUGAGAAAAUAGCAGAGCUUAAAUAGGCCGAUUGACUGACUUUCCAGUUCAGUGUUUCUCAAACAUGGCCCUUUUAAGAGGUUUGGAUUUCCAAUUCUGGGAGCCGUGUUUGAGAAAUGCUGUUCCAGUGUGUUUCAAGGGACAGUAAAGUGGGAAUUUACUUUACUGACCUGAUCUGAGUCGAUAUGGUCAGAUUGGGACCCCGAUCAUAUCCAGAGGAAGCUCGGUGAGGAUAAUACUAUAAUAAUAUACUUGGCGGAUGAUAUCAGGAAAGGCUGCGUUAAGGACGACUUUUCUUCCUACUUGUGUGAGGUUGCUGAAGAGUCAGCAGCGGAUGGUGGGUCUCCCUUAAAACAGCCUUGGCUACGAGCAGUUUGCAACUACAUUUACUUGAUCAUUGUAAUUAAGAGAAACACCUAAAUUUCUGGCCUUUUGUCCUCAGAAAGUUUCUUCUGCUGCUGCUAAUAUAGUGCAACUUAACAAUGCAUUUUUGAUUGUUACCCUAGUGACAGGCUGGUGCUGUGGUUAGUUUGUGUUUGUGUGUGUGUGUGUGUGUGUGUGUGUGUGUGAGUAUGUGUAUUUCCCCUUAAACAGGGAGAUAACUCCCUGUCUCUUAAGCCAUUUUUUGCAGAAAUCUAAUUGAGAGAGAGAGAGAGAGAGAGAUGGAUGUCAGGAAUUUUUUCAGGAGGUAAAAUGCCUUUUUACGUUCACGAAUUCUUAAGCUAGAAUAUGGUUCUUAUGGGGUGGGCAGAAAAAGCAUGUUAUUUUUUUUUUUACUAUUGUUCAGAUGCAUUUAGGAUGGGUAUAGGCAACCCCAGCUGUGCUUUGACUGAACAUAAUGUGGACCAAGGAUAUGUGGCAGUCCCUUGACUAAAAGGACUUUGAUGACUCUUGGCCAGGUGUUGCUCACUAGUGGUUGGUUCCUUUUUCCAUUAGUAAGUCACAGCUGUCAGUGUGCUAUGGAUGCUACUUUCCCACAUUUGUUGCUUUGGGAAAAUUGCAACAUGAAGCAAUCAAUCCUAGAAAGUAUUUGAGGGCGCUAUUCAGAUAAGCAUUCCCCCCCCUCCCAAUCUAAAAAAUGCGAUGGGGUGGGGUACCAGGUCAGCUUUUGAUUCUGGUGGGAGGGUAAAACUAAAUCCCACUGUGAUGAUCUAGAGAUUCAUUUAUCUAUUGUUACUGCAAAAUUGUCCACAUGCACAAUUGUUUUGGGUCAAGGAUUUGGUGUGAUUCUCCACACCCUCAUCGUACACACGCCCUUCUCCAGAGUAAGUAAUAAAUAAAGCAAGAAAGCAGUUCAAUUCUCUGAGAAUUAGUUCCUCCUACAAAGUAUCUCUGCAGUUCCCCUACGAUAAUCAGAUGUGAUGUGGUACAUUUUGUUUCUCAGUGGAAAUUCACUGACUUGCUGGUGUCUUCUUGAGGUGCUGGACUGCAACUUCCAUCAUUCUCCAGCCAGCAAUCUGGCCAUUACUUUGGGAAGCCUGCUUUCAAAUAUGACCCCUUGACUUUAUCCUGAUGGCAUUAAGACCUAGUUUGGUUUCACCAAAGUUGAGUCCAUCUUCCUUUGAUUCUAACAGAGUAUUUGACCACAAAAAGUCUUCAAUCGGGACAGAAUCUUUAAUCAGGAAACAAGGGUUGCCCUGGAUUUUUUUUUCCCUUUUGGUUUGCCACGGUCAGUAGGUGUGUUUACCUUUGAAACUACUUGUCUGGAAAUACAUAUUAUUCCACAGAGGUCCUAGAGCCUUAUGUCACACAAGUCUGUUUUUGAAUCUCCCUUGUAUAUUGUUAAUCACUGUAUAAUGUGUGUACAUUUCUAUUCCGGCCAGUAUAUAGAAUGGAAUCAUUCUCCUGUUACUAGCUCUCCCAUCAGCAGACAGUAGAGAAAAUAUGCACAUCCAUGAUUUUUAUCAAGAGGCUUAUUCAAUAUCCAAUAUCCACACAUUAGUUCAUAGUUCAUUUUAUAGCUUGCUUUCCUACGGGGAUUCUCAACAUCCCCACAUCUUCUCCUUCACCAGCUUUCAUUUUUCAGAGAACUCUUUUCUCAGCGAUGCGCUAAUCUGUUUUUCUGUAGACGAAAAAUAAUCAUUGAAUAGGUUUCUAAAAACGCCUACUUAAAAAUAGUUUAAAGGUAGUUUGUAACUCUGACGGCAGGCUACUUUAGGUUGGAUGGCUGAAAGCAUUUCAGUCAUCCUUUGAAAUCCCUUUUGGGUGUGUGUAGGUUCUCUGUUGUAUAAAAUACGGUUUUUAUUAAAAUGUCACCAACUGAAAGGGAAGUUCAGUUGAAGUUCUUGGAGUGUGACGCAAAUUCUAGCAUUUGCAAAUGAAUCUUGGUGUUGCCAAGAGCAAAUAUCCAAUAGUGUCAACGACUGCUCAUGCGAUGCUAUAACAAUAACUGUACCAGAAACUGUAUUAUUCAGCGUUUCACCACCUCCUUCCUUUCUGUUUGUAAAUAGCAAGUGAAUAAAGGCAGCAAAGUUGUCUUUAA